CUCCCCAAAACCGUAUGGACGUUCCUGUGGAUCGGUGUCAGCGUCGUGGUCGCCUGGUAUAUGGGCUUCGGCGAGAACGGCAAGCCUAUCCGAUACAGGGUCCCCACGCCCAAGACGCCAGAAAAGGUCGAGAUCCUCGAGAAGCCCGCCAUCAAGGUCUCGGGCUCGACAGCGAUCCAAUGUUACGCGCCUGCAACGGGUCAGUUCCUCGGCCUCGUCAACCCGUCAACGCCGAAUGCCAUUGACCGGGCCAUUGAGCAGGCGCAAGAAGCGCAGACCGCGUGGGCUAAGACAUCGUUCCGUGACCGCCGUGCCGUCUUGCGUUCUAUUCUGCAGCACGUCCUCGACAACCAGGAGGAAAUCUGCCGCGUGGCCUGCCUAGACAGCGGCAAGACUAUGGUCGACGCGCAGCUCGGCGAGAUCCUUACCACCACCGAGAAGCUGAUGUGGACUAUCAAGUAUGGGGAACGGGCCCUGCGUCCGUCACGCCGGCCCACCAACUUGCUCAUGGCCUAUAAGCGCAACACGGUGCACUACGAGCCCCUGGGCGUCGUGGCUGCGCUGGUCAGCUGGAACUACCCCUUCCACAACCUCGUCGGCCCAGCUAUCAGUGCCCUGUUUGCUGGCAACGCCAUCGUGGCCAAGGUCUCGGAGCAAACGGCGUGGAGCUCCACGUACUUUACAAGCAUCAUGCGAGGUGCCUUGGUCGCCCACGGCCACUCGCCCGCACUUUUGCAAACUAUCGCUUGCUGGCCGCAGACGGCAGGCCAUCUCACCUCGCACCCGGCCAUCAGUCAUAUCACCUUCAUCGGCUCGCGCCCCGUCUGCCACAAGGUCGCCGCAUCGGCAGCCAAGGUUCUCACCCCUGUGCUCGCCGAGCUGGGCGGCAAGGACGUCUCCGUCGUCCUCGACUCGGUCAGCAAGCGUGACCUUGGCCGCGUCGUCGAGACGCUGCUGCGUGGCUCCUUCCAAGCCUCGGGCCAGAACUGCAUCGGCAUUGAACGAAUUGUUGCCCCGCCGGCGACGUACUCCAAGCUCAUCGCGCUGCUCGAACCGCGCGUGCGCGCUCUGCGGCUUGGCCCUACGGCCGACGUUGGCGCUAUGAUCUCGGACACGUCAUUUGCGCGCCUCGAGAACCUCGUUGACGAUGCCGUGAGGGACGGCGCCCGCCUGCUCGUCGGCGGCAAACGCUUCACGCACCUUCAGCACCCCAGCGGCCACUACUUUGCGCCGACGCUGCUUGUCGACGUGAAGUCUGACAUGGCUAUCGCCCAGGAGGAAUGCUUUGGUCCAAUUAUGGUGCUGAUAUGCGCCGAGUCCAGCACCGCCGACGCUGUCCUCUCCCUGGCCAACGCGCCGCUGUACGGGCUCGGCAGCUCUGUGUUUGGCUCCGAAUCGGAUCCCGCGCUCAAGCAGAUUGUCAAGGGGCUGAAGGCCGGCAUGGUGGCCAUCAAUGAUUUUGGCACCACGUAUGCUGUGCAGCUGCCGUUUGGCGGUGUCGGCGGGUCUGGAUAUGGCCGGUUUGCUGGCGAUGAAGGGCUGCAGGGUCUCUGCAACUUGAAAUCUGUGUGCGAGGAUCGGUUCGGCUGGCUAGGCAUCCGCACGGCCAUCCCGAGGCCAUUGCAGUACCCGGUCCCUGACCAGGAGACCAGCUGGCGGUUUGCCAAGGGCGUCGUCGAGGUCGGGUACGGCACCUCGAUCAGCAGGAAAAUCGAAGGGCUGCGAGGCAUCAUUAGGAACAGCUAG
Lasiosphaeria miniovina is the source of this 1746-nucleotide messenger RNA. RefSeq names its product Aldehyde/histidinol dehydrogenase. The record is from RefSeq and is a predicted model, not a curated record. The transcript has 2 exons. The annotation marks the transcript as partial. Lineage: Eukaryota; Fungi; Ascomycota; Sordariomycetes; Sordariales; Lasiosphaeriaceae. Gene Ontology annotation, molecular function: oxidoreductase activity, acting on the aldehyde or oxo group of donors, NAD or NADP as acceptor.